Molecule: messenger RNA, 804 nt
Organism: Suillus clintonianus
Lineage: Eukaryota; Fungi; Basidiomycota; Agaricomycetes; Boletales; Suillaceae
Exons: 2
Coding region: 1-804 (267 amino acids)
Source: RefSeq, a predicted model, not a curated record
AUGAAACUUUCUUUUCGACUUCUUGUUGCUCUCCCUGCUCUUGCCUCGCUGGUCGCUGGCCUCAUCGUUCCUGAGCCUGGUCUAGUUGUUCGCCAAAAAGGUGGUGGAAAUGGCAACGGAAAUGGAGGUGGAUCUUCCUCUGGCGGAGGCGGGGGCGGCAAUGGCAAUGCUCUUGACCCCGCAGUCAUCGCGACGGGAUUCCAAAACGACGGCCAGGCUCAACCUGCCGCUGGCCAGGUUGCGUCACUCACCUCGUCGGAUAACUUCAUCAACUUCUGCUUGACAGUCCCCAAUGAGCCCAUCACCAAUGGCCAGCAGAUUUCUGGUGGGUCUUGUAACCCCGCACCUAUGGGCUCCAUCCCCUCCACGGCGAAUAUGCCCUCCGCCAAAUUCACCAACCCGAAGAAUCUCGAUGUUAUCCCGCCGAACCAGGCAUUUACCGUCUCUCUCGCCAUUCAAGGCAUGGAGACAGGGCAUUUUACCAAUGCACAACAGAACUACUUCUCCGCGCCCCAGCAGCUAAACGGACAAGGGCAGAUCCAAGGGCACUCCCACGUCGUCAUCGAGCAACUGGACUCGCUCACACAGACGACGCCGACCGACCCCAGCAAGUUCUCGUUCUUCAAGGGUCUGAACGACCCGGCUAAUAAUGGCAUCCUCACGGCAGACGUGACGAAUGGUCUUCCCGAAGGGGCAUACAAGAUCUCGACGAUCAACAGUGCCGCAAACCACCAGCCGGUCUUGGUGCCCAUUGCACAGCAUGGAUCUCUUGAUGAUGCAGUCUACGUAGGUUCAUUCCCGUGA